Messenger RNA from Arachis ipaensis, 658 nucleotides. NCBI's taxonomy places the organism in Eukaryota, Viridiplantae, Streptophyta, Magnoliopsida, Fabales, Fabaceae. The record is from RefSeq and is a predicted model, not a curated record.
CCUACCUCUCUCUCUCUCAACCCUCUCCCCCUUGCGUCAUGGCUUCCACCGCUGAAGUCGCAAGAGAGUUCCUCAAAAUCCACGAAACCUCCUUCUCCCACCCCCCAACACAUAAACCGUGGCCGCGGAGAGCCUAUCCUAUGGAUUCAAGGACUUCGUGUUCGCUCCGUACGGAUCCUAUUGGAAGUUCAUGAAGAAGGUGUGCAUGUCGGAGCUCCUGGGCGGCAAAAUGCUCCACCAGCUCUUCCACGUGAGGCAGCAAGAGAGGAAGAGGUUCCUUAGCGAUUUGGCAAAGAAAGGGUUAGCCGGUGAGACCGUGGAUAUUGGGGCAGAACUCAUGAUGCUGACCAACAACGUGAUAUCGAUGAUGACGAUGAGGCAGAAGAGCUGUUCUGAAAGGGGAGGAGAAGCGGAGGCGCUGAGAAAGGUGGGGGAGGACACGGUGGAGCUGAGCGGGAAGUUCAACGUGUCGGAUUUCUUGUGGUUCAUGAAGGGUGUUGAUAUUCCUUAGAUCUUCUUGAUGAUGAGUAGAGGGAAUGCGCAUUUCGUUCUCCUAUAGUUUGGUGGAUAUUUAGGUGUCGUUUUGAUGAUUAAAGAGACUGUAAACUACACACUUGAUCUUAGUUAAAAUUGAAUAAUUACAGAAAUAUAAAAAAAA